Messenger RNA from Pistacia vera, 1404 nucleotides. RefSeq names its product aspartic proteinase nepenthesin-1-like. Bases 1 to 1404 code for a protein of 467 amino acids. Gene Ontology annotation, cellular component: extracellular region. The record is from RefSeq and is a predicted model, not a curated record. The transcript has a single exon. Lineage: Eukaryota; Viridiplantae; Streptophyta; Magnoliopsida; Sapindales; Anacardiaceae.
AUGGUUACAAUGGAUAUGAUGAAAACCUUUGAUAAAUUAUAUGUGGCUGCAGUGGCCCUUUUCAUUUACUUUCUUUCCAUGUCCAUUAAAACAAUCUAUGGCCUUAGAAUUGAGCUCGUUCCAAGAACCUCAGUUGAUUCAGUUUUGUUCCCAAAGAAUCUUACCAUAGAAGAGAUACAUCAGAGAAUUGUAGAUCUCUCUCGAGCUCGAACAUUUCAUCUGGCAUCCGCAUCUGUUGCCAAGUCCUCCCAAAACACACUCAACCGUGAGCCUGAAACAUUAAAACCUCCAAUUUCUUCUUCUCCUCUUGCUAUUCUUUACUUAACAAAGAUGUCCAUCGGUUCAUCAAAGUUCUCACCUUACUUGGUUGUGGACACUGGUGUUUAUGAUACAUGGCUUCAGUGUGAAGGAUGCAAAAGUUGCUUUCCAGUGAAGGGAGGAAGCUUUUCCGCCCAACAGUCCAAAAGUUAUCAUGCGUCGAGUUGUAAUGACCCUCUUUGUUUCGACAAAUCUUGUUUCAGAAACUUAUGCUCAUAUAACUGGAUGUACAGGGAUGGUGGUUUACUUAAGGGGGUGCUCGGAACAGACAGUUUCACUUUCAACGGAGGUAACAGCACAGGCAUAACAUUUCCAACUCUAGCAUUUGGUUGUGCAUAUGAAAGUCAGAACAUAAUUUUUGGUGGAUACAUAGGAAGCGAAAAUGUGAUAUCAGGCGUGUUUGGUCUAGGGGCAGGGCAACGAUCAAUCCUGAAGCAACUAGAGACUGUAACCGACCUUCGAUUCUCUUAUUGCCUGCCUUCAUGGACUUUUCCUAAUGGAAGCAGCACUUUCCUGAGAUUUGGCCCUGAUGCACAGAUUACCGGAGACGAUAAACGAAAAGUACAAACAAUAAGCCUCAUGCCUAAUAUGUCAAGAUAUUAUGUGAAUGUGACAGGAAUUAGUGUUGAUGAGAAGAGACUUGACAUUAAUCCAGGAUUGUUUAAGCUGAAAAAUGAUGGUUCGGGUGGAUUUGCCAUUGAUUCAGGAGUGGGGCCAACUCUUCUCGUUCCUGAUGCAUAUAGCGUUUUGAGAACCCAGAUGAUCAGGAAUUUUUUCAGAUAUGCUUGGCAUCCUAUAGAAGGAAAGGAAACACCUUAUGACCUUUGCUUUAAAGCUGCUUCUUCAGCUGGCAAUAUUGAUGUUAAGAUCCCAUCAAUGACAAUCCAUUUCCAAGGAGGUGAUCUUGCUGUGGGUUCUAAUUCUGUCUUUGAAUCCAUUGACGGUCUCUUGUGUUUGAUUUUCCAACCUACUGAACAAUUAGGACCAAACCUCCUGGGGGCAUUUCAGCAAGCCAAUAAUCGUUUCUUGUUUGAUGUUAAAAAAUCUACUGUGUCCUUCGUUCCUGAGACAUGUAAUGAGAAGUAA